UUCCUCGGAGGAAAACAAAAUCCAUCAGGAAAAGGAAGGAUAAAAGCAAGGAAAAAGGAAAAGCGGGGAAAGGGGGGUGGGGGGGGGAGAAACAACCCCGCGGCCGGAGCUCGACGGCGCGGCUGCACGGUGCAGCCCCCCCCGCCCGCUCCGAGCCCCGCCGCCGCCUCCGCCGCCGCCACCAUGAACAAGCUUUACAUCGGGAACCUCAACGAGAGCGUGACCCCGGCCGACUUGGAGAAAGUCUUCACCGAGCACAAGAUCUCCUUCAGCGGCCCCUUCCUCGUCAAGUCCGGCUACGCCUUUGUGGACUGCCCCGACGAGCAGUGGGCCAUGAAAGCCAUCGAAACUUUCUCGGGGAAAGUGGAGCUCCAUGGAAAACAGCUCGAGAUUGAACAUUCGGUCCCUAAAAAGCAAAGGAGCCGGAAAAUCCAGAUCCGGAAUAUCCCCCCCCAGCUGCGAUGGGAGGUGCUGGAUGGUUUGCUAGCCCAGUAUGGCACUGUAGAAAACUGUGAGCAAGUGAACACGGACAGCGAGACGGCCGUGGUCAACGUCACCUACGCCAACCGGGAGCAGACCAGGCAAGCCAUCAUGAAGCUGAACGGGCACCAGCUGGAGAACCACGCGCUCAAGGUCUCCUACAUCCCCGACGAGCAGUCCCUGCAGGGCCCGGAGAACGGGCGGCGCGGCGGCUUCGGGGCGCGGGGGGCUCCCCGGCAGGGCUCCCCGGUCACGGCGGGGGCCCCGGUGAAGCAGCAGCCGGUGGAUAUCCCGCUCCGCCUCCUGGUGCCCACCCAGUACGUGGGGGCCAUCAUCGGCAAGGAGGGGGCCACCAUCAGGAACAUCACCAAGCAGACGCAGUCCAAGAUUGAUGUGCACCGGAAAGAAAACGCAGGAGCCGCCGAGAAAGCCAUCAGCAUCCACUCCACCCCUGAGGGCUGCUCCGCUGCCUGCAAGAUGAUUCUGGAGAUCAUGCAGAAGGAGGCAAAGGACACCAAGACAGCUGACGAAGUGCCUCUGAAGAUCUUGGCCCAUAACAACUUUGUGGGGCGCCUGAUCGGCAAAGAAGGGCGAAACCUGAAGAAAGUGGAGCAGGACACGGAGACAAAAAUCACCAUCUCCUCCUUGCAGGACCUGACUCUGUACAACCCCGAAAGGACCAUCACAGUGAAGGGCUCCAUUGAGAACUGCUGCAAAGCCGAGCAGGAGAUCAUGAAGAAAGUGAGGGAAGCCUACGAGAACGAUGUGGCUGCCAUGAGUUUGCAAUCCCACCUCAUCCCUGGCCUUAACCUGGCUGCGGUUGGCCUCUUCCCUGCCUCCUCCAACGCGGUACCUCCGCCACCGAGCAGCGUCUCUGGGGCCGCGCCGUACAGCUCCUUCAUGCCUCCGGAGCAGGAGACGGUGCACGUCUUCAUCCCCGCGCAGGCGGUCGGGGCCAUCAUUGGGAAGAAGGGCCAGCACAUCAAGCAGCUCUCCCGCUUCGCAAGUGCCUCAAUCAAGAUUGCUCCCCCGGAGACGCCGGACUCCAAAGUGCGCAUGGUGGUGAUCACGGGCCCUCCGGAAGCUCAGUUCAAGGCACAAGGCAGGAUUUAUGGGAAGCUGAAGGAGGAGAACUUCUUUGGACCGAAGGAAGAAGUGAAGCUGGAGACGCACAUCCGGGUCCCUGCCUCGGCCGCGGGCAGGGUCAUCGGCAAAGGGGGCAAAACCGUCAAUGAGCUGCAGAACCUAACGGCAGCAGAGGUGGUGGUGCCGCGGGACCAGACCCCUGAUGAGAAUGAACAGGUCAUUGUGAAGAUCAUUGGGCACUUCUACGCCAGCCAGAUGGCUCAGCGCAAGAUCCGGGACAUCCUGGCGCAGGUGAAGCAGCAGCACCAGAAGGGACAGAGCGGGCAGACACAGGCACGGAGGAAAUGAGAGCAGCACCGACACCAGCGGGACAAGCGGAACGAGCCGAUGCCAGGCUUAAAGAGUGGCUGGGAAUCAGUUACCGUAGACAGAUGCUAACUUUUCAUUAACCCAUGGAGAUUGAAGGCAGGUUUGAUUGGCUUCCGAGGUAGAUGGCUAGGGGAAGGAAAAACCAUUGGAUCCAUUUUCAGCUCCGCGUGCCGGGACAGCUACUUAAAUGAUGUGAGAGGUGCUGCUGGGUGCCAGCGAUGCUGAGGCCAGCGCGGCCCCGGGCGCAUGGGGACGGUGAAGCUGAGUCCCCUUCCAUGGGUGCAGCAUUCACCCUCUCAUUUAAGUAGCCUCUGGAGGUUCCCAUCCCAGCCCCGUGGCUGCAUCUCCCCUCCCUCCCUCCCUCCUGCAGCUGGUUGGGUAUUCCCAGGGUGGCUUUAAGCCUUUUGGAGCCGUUCAUUUGGAUGAGUUUUAGGUUUUUUGGGAAGAGAAAUCCCGGUGGAUUUUUACCAACCCUCGUUGGUAACAAGAUCCAUUGCGGGCUAAAAAGUGAUGAUUAAAGGAAAUAUCCCCCCUUCCUGUUAGCACCAAAUGGAUUUGAGUCCCUUGGGAGCUCUGCACCGCUCCAGCCUCCAAACCACCGGCGGGCAGGAGGGCAGGAUUCCUCCUGCCUGUGCUGCCUGCAGUGCAGUGCCUUGUGGAGCCUUAGAAGCCAGGAGAGCACCUCUAUUGCCCAGGAUGAUCCCCCCCCCACACCCCUUUCAGUUUUUUGGAUGUUUCUUUUCAUUUUUGGGUCAGUUUAAAGGAAGAUUCCCCCUUUUUUAUUAUUAUUAUUUUUAUUUCUUUUUAAGCCUAUGAAAUAAUGGCAGGAGUGGGACAAAAGUGACCAGUUUUCCCCAUGAGGAGGUGACAGCCAGUCCUAGAGAUGAGGCAAACGGCCUGGGGAAGGGAAGGGCUGAGGAAGCACCUUUGCUUUUCCUUCCCUUCAAGCAGCAGCAAUAAAACCACCACCAAAAAGAGGAAGAAAAGCAAAAACCCACCCCUGCUUGGUAGGAAACAUUGACUUCAUCUUCAGCUCCUUACUAAGCAGCUGGUGGGAACUAAACCCAUGCAGAAUGGUUUGGGGGCUUGGAGGGUUGAGCAGGGCGAUGCCCAGUGCAGGGGACUUGGCUUUGCUGCCCAGUUCCUUUGGUGCAUCCUCAGCCUUGAUUUCCCCUCCUGGAACAGGAGGUUUGUGGCCCAAAAUCCCA
This is a messenger RNA of Neopsephotus bourkii (Bourke's parrot), 3143 nucleotides long. RefSeq names its product insulin like growth factor 2 mRNA binding protein 1 (gene IGF2BP1). Gene Ontology annotation, cellular component: cytosol; cytoplasm; nucleus. The transcript has 15 exons. Gene Ontology annotation, molecular function: mRNA 3'-UTR binding. The record is from RefSeq and is a predicted model, not a curated record. NCBI's taxonomy places the organism in Eukaryota, Metazoa, Chordata, Aves, Psittaciformes, Psittacidae. Bases 184 to 1914 code for a protein of 576 amino acids. Gene Ontology annotation, biological process: regulation of gene expression; nervous system development.